Messenger RNA from Paramuricea clavata, 8100 nucleotides. Lineage: Eukaryota; Metazoa; Cnidaria; Anthozoa; Malacalcyonacea; Plexauridae. The record is from the annotation of a GenBank genome assembly.
AUGUCUGGUCAAGAACUCAAAAUAGCUACUCAGCUAGAUAUCCUCACUUUUCAGACUGCAAGAGUGAAUGACGGGAGUGGUAUUUUUAUAUACUUCGAAAGACUAAAAUGUGGAUUUAAACGUUGAAACUUGUUCAAGAUUCGCUUUCAAUCAUGAAGAUAUGUUUAGUAAGUUCCAAACAUGCAGCUUAAGAUUGUAUCUGGGAAACCAAAGGGCUUCCUAAUUUGUCUAUAUUUUCGAAUAUUUUUUAUAUCUAUAGUAUAUACUAGUCAAGGUUAGCUCUUUGAUUAAUUUUAGUAAUCUUUGAUUACUGAACGUAUUGUUGAACCAACUAUUCCUUCAAAAUCGUAGUUAUACCUACACUUAUACAGUGUCAUUUAAUAAUUUAUUAUAUGUGGCAUGUGUGUAUUAUUAAUUAAUACCAAUGAUUUUGCUGUAGUAAUUAGACAAGUAAUGUACUAACUAAUAAAUUCCAUAUCGUAUCAUACUGUAUGCAUAUUAAUGGUGAUUGAAUUAUUACAAUGAUUACUUCACUUUAGUAGUCUUCGGUGAAUUCGCUAGAGUGGGCGCGCCAUGUUGAAUUGUUUACAAUAGGCAAUUCCAGCUUUCAGUUUAAGCCUGCAGGGGAUGAUGGGAAGUAAGGUAUCAUAUUGCUGAUUAUGCUGAAAGAUUUCAAUAAAAACUACCGAAACAACCGAAAAAUUUCAAUAUUUACAAGUAUAAGCUAUCACUCCGUGUUUACACGGUCAUCAUUUUUAUUUUUUCAGCAUAAUCACCAAUGUGAUACCUUACUUCCCAUCGUCCCCUGCACACAUAAACUAAAAGCUGGAAUUGCCAAUUAUGCGAGCGAAGACACUAGCCAAUCAAAACGCCGAUACAGCAAUUUUAGAUGCGGGAAAAUCGUCCAUCGUGCAUGGAAUACGAUUUCAUUUCACUUACGCUACGUUUAUACUAUACCGGAUAGCUUUCCGUAGCGACGCGAAAGAGCGCAUAUAUAUCCAAUAUGGAACUGAAGAUGUACAACUUUCAGAAGCUGAGCGAAACAGCAUCUCUCCGUUGCAAUAAUUCCUCUGAAAAUAGCGUUCCUAAAAGGCACAGAUAGGAAUAUCUUCACGUCGCAAUAUGGAAAGCGAUCCGGAACAAGUGUAAUAGAAUUAAUAAUAUUUGAAAUUUUCUAGCAUCUAGAAAAAAGAGUCACUCGCGGUCGAGCACCAGAAAGUCACUUUAUCUGUGGGAAUUUCUCUUUGGUCUCCUGGAAGACGAAGAAUGUACUUCAGUAAUAACUUGGACCAACAAACGUGAAGGAAUAUUUGAACUUAAAAACACGGAGGAACUAGCGAAACUAUGGGGUACUGUUAAAAACAGACCGAGAAUGGACAAAAGCAAACUGAUUAGAGCGAUUAGGACGUAUUACGAGAGGGGCAUGUUAAGAAAGGUAACAUAUUUUUUCUUUUAUUAAUUAGCAGGCUUCAUUCCUACAACUUCCCUACCCGAAAUUUCCUAUACCCGAAAUAUAUUUCUCGAUAGUAACAUUCAGAAAUUACUAUUCACGAACAAUUAUCAUCGCCAUGCAAGCACACAAUUAAAUAUCUAGCUAUCAUAAAUAUCCAAAAAUACUUCAGACAUCUUAUAGGCUAGUUCUUUAAUUAACCGUUUCGUAUUUUUAAAUCUUGUUUUCAAUCGUGAUUGCAGUGAAUUACAAUUCACUGUCACCGAGAUAAAAUAGUCUUGGUCGAGCUGGUAUUUUGUUAGUCGCUUGCAGAGGCCCAGUUAUAUAGGGUAAAUUCCGACAGGUGACCGACAUAUUGGCUCGAAAAUGGUCAAGUAUCAAAAACAAAAUAGCGAUUUUGGACACAAUUUCUGUCUAAAUUAUGACAACGACAUGGAAAUGUUUUAAAGCGGCGAAAUUACCUGUUUUGAGAAUAAGACGAGUGGCAUCCACCCUAACAGCGUUUCUAUGCAAAUCAGACUUUACUCAUUGCAUAUAGAAUUAUCAACAUUUUUACAUAAAAUAGUUUUUUACUUGCUAUGAUCAAGUUUCAGACGGACUUUGUGCUUUUUAUCUUACUGCACAAUCGACAGAAGAUUUCCAUUGCGUAUUUGGCCGUGCAACAUGGGCCAUGGCAGAAUCUCUUAGCCUUGACAAAUCGAAACAGGCUGUACUUAUUUAUUUGCAUUCGUAUAAACUUAACAUCUGAAGUAUUUCCGGCGCUUAUGAUGAUUGAAACAGUGUUCAAGGAUCCACUUCAAAGAAGCGUAGGCGAAAGCAAACAGUCAUUUUCCAGAUCAAUCUACAGCUACAAUUCAGCUUGUCAUAGUCAAUUCUAUAUUCCAAGCACCAAAGUCGCGGGUUCGAUUCCCACCUCGGUCAGGCAAACUUGCCCUGAAUGCACACUCAGAAUAACAACCACAAACAUCAUAUUCAUCUGAGUACAUAACACCAACACACAUAAAAAGGAAGAUAGUAUACCAAAUUUUAAUAUUUUUACCUGCUUAGAUACUCUAUGACAAUAGAUACUUUUUAUUUUGGCAAUUCCCAGGGUAUAAUACGAUACAUUUUGCAGUCAAGUAGAUUACCAGCAAGAUAUACAUUAGAUAUACAAGGAGAUUAACAUCACAAGCAUCAUAUUCACCUGAGUACAUUACACCAAACACAGAAAAAAAAUCAAGAAUUUAAAAUUAUAUUCCAAUAGUAAGAUUGCCACAAGCGAUAGUGAAAUAUAGCCUACACUCCCAGUGCCAUAAUUUAUAGGGUGAAAUGUAUUAUAAAUCAUGUAUAUAUAAUGCGCUAUAUCACCGGCAGGUAAUGGGGCGGGUUGUAGGAUGUAACACAAGAACUUUCUGAACGUUAUUAACAAAACGUUGAAUCUGAAGAUGUACUAUAUUCAUUUAGAAAUCAACCGUCUACAAUCUAAUUCACAACUACAAUCUACCAAUAUUAAAAUAUGGAAAAUUUAUAAAUUAGACCCUGUGGCGACGGGGAGGUGUAAGUGAAUUUUUGGCCUGUCAUUAAGGUAAAUUUUGCAGAGCUGGAGGGAGGGGGGGGGGGGCGGGUUGGCGGCUCCGAACAUUAUAUUUUUAUUUUGUUUCGGGCGAACUUACUGUUCAAUUAGUUUAAUUUUUCCUUCAUGUUUUCAUAAAUUCUCUAAAUUUUAGCUAUAAUUAUGAGUUUUUAAUCAGUAUCACUCGAAUAUUUUACUUUUCAUGUUUUUCCAACUACGAAAACAAUUUGGCGACUGGGAUUCAAUAAUUUGACGACUACCAGACGACUGCAGGGAUGUUCUGAGGUGCCCCCCACACACCCCUAAGCGCCGCCCUUGAAUUUAGACCAUUCUUUGUAAAAAAUAUUGCUUGUUAUAAUUAGAAAGAAAAACUUGAACACCAUAUAAAGAGCGAUUAUCACAGAGUUGGAAAAUGACGUUAUCACUGUUUCUAUGGCAACAACGACGAUUCAUAUGGCCGAUAUUUAAUUGCGUUUUUAACGCACUUUACUUGAAAAAACGCCUGGUUACCUCAUUUUUUAUUUCUUAAACUUUUUUGUAGCAUAUUACUGCACUAUCUGACUAAUCUGAGUUUUUUAAAGUUAAUAAACAUGGUUUUCGACAUAAAUAUUUUUGAGCUCUAAAGAAUUCUUUUAAGCUUGGUACAAAAAGAAAACGUGCUCCGUUUUUGUGUUAAAUGUACUGAAAGAAAACGUUCUCCGUUUUUUCAAGUAAAGUACGUUAAAAGCAAAAAUAUCAGCCAUAUUGAAUCGUCAUUGUUGGCAUAGCAACAGUAAUAACGUCAUUGUACGUUGUGACCAAUUUACAACCUUAUGAGUAUUUCUCUAUAUGGUGUACAUUUUUUUAUUUCUGACAAGUAACAUUCCUUCAAAAAGUUUGAUCUGUUUUAUGAUUUUUUUCUCAAUUUUUAAAGAUUCUAGGAGAGCCACUUUAAUGUUAAUGUUUAUCUAUAAAAUAAUACUAAAAGAUGUUUUAGUCGGUACACCAAAGAGAUGCAUGCGUAUCUGAAUUUAUAUUGCUGUAAAUAUACGCCUCAAUUGUAAAACAUUACGAGUGCCCUUAAUUCUAAAGCAUAACGAGUUGCGUCGUCAAUUAGUCUGUACAGGGUGUCCCAAAAAACCCAAAACUAUUGAAAUAAUGUAUUGUUAGAAUUUGAAUGCCUCAGUCGAGCACUCUGCUGAACCCGCAAGUGAAUAAGAGCUUGACAUAAGUAAAUGUUAUGCAUGCAUAAAGAAACAUUUAAAAGAAUGUUUGUAAAAGGAUUUAUGUAAUAAAUACUAAAGUAAAUUCCCAAGAGCAGAAAAUCGCGCGCUUUACAAAGAUAUUUCUUAAUAAGUCAAUAUUUAUAAUAUAUGCACCCUGCAUGUCAAUGUUUUAUGCAUAUUUGCGUUCAGCUUAGCGCUACGGCUAUGGCUACGGCAUUCAAAUUCUGACAAUCCUGUAUAGACUUCAUGUAGUCUACUCCCUUUAAAUUGGAAAAUAUAUUCCCUUAAUUAGUGUGCUUUUCUUUAUUUUUGUUUUAAUUAAUUAAACAGAAAUAACAAAAUAUGCUAGCACAAAUGAUUUAAUGAUAGACCUAUAAUUGUGGCAUAAGUGAAACACAAAUGAUUGAACAGCCAAAUACUCUGAUAUGUACUAUUUAAAACACGAGUAGGGGUGUUUUAUCAGAUCUAAAACGCGAGGGGCAGCCGAGCGUUUUGUACUGUUUAAUAAACGAGCAGGAGUGUUUUAUUAGGUUUAAAGUCACGAGCGCAGAGCGCGAGUGGCUUUAGACCUAAUAAAACACGACCUGCGAGUUUAUUAAACGACUUCAAACACGACUACAAAUUCAAUAGAUAUACUGCCUUAUUCGUAUUCUUCAUAUAAAGAAUACUAAUGAGGACAUGACUACAAUGGAUACUUAUUAAUGAGGACAUGACUACAAUAGAUACUGCCUUAUUAGCAUUCUUUAUAUAAAGAAUACUAAUUACGAGUGUUUUAAUCAUGUUUAAAGCCACUACACGUGACAUAUUAUGGUUGACAUGAUUUGCCAAUAAGCUUAUGAAUUAUUAAUGAGUGUUUGAAAUAUCUGAUAAAACACGACAACGAGUGUUUUGAAUAGCUUAAAAUACGACUACUAAAGAAUACUAAUUAGGAUGAAUAAUUAUAUAAAAAUACUAACAUAGGAUGAACAAUUAUAUAAAAAUACUAAUAUAGGAUGAACAAUUAUAUAAAAAUACUAAUAUAGGAUGAACAAUUACAUAAAAAUACUAAUAAAGGGUGUAUCAUAAAAAACUUAGUCCUCGCUUCAAAUAUAAAUUUCGAAACGAAUAUUAGAGUAAAACGUUCAGGUUUACAUUUGUUUUAAAGCGUAGACAUUCACGGCUCUCUAACGAUGGGUUGUUUUGUAAAUUUAAUCCAGUAGUUCGUGAAUAAUAGUAUUUUAAGUGAUUGCGAUUGGAGAGUCAAAAAUUUGAGAUGCAAUAACAAAUCGGUACUUGAUGAAAAUAACUUAUUUUGUCAACAAAACGUGCAAAUUGAGGCAUUUUGGCAAUAGCUUGUAAAAACUAAGUAAUAAAGGCUUCCGAUACACUAUGUUAAAUUCACUUGCUGACUUCAAAUGCGUUUAUAUUCCCAGCUGAAGCGUGUUUUAGCUUGCCGUCGACUUGCUAAUUUACAUUGCGCCCGAUUCGAUGGCGUUAGUUCGGACGAUGCAUGGACCUGAUGAGAUUGUUUUGAUGAUUUCUGGAAAUAAUUUAGGAUUUUGAAAUAAAUAAAACAACCUAAUCUCUUUUAGAAUGUUUUUAACAAGUUUUUACUAGUUUUUCUGAUGUGGCAACAAGAACAUUAAAGUUUGAACAAGAAAAUUCAAACAUUGUAACCGACUAUGGAAUAUCAUAGUAAAUUUGUAUAAUUAAGCGGCAUCUAAAAAUUAUAGGUUUUACUAGAUUUUCUCCUGUGCAGUUAUUACUUGCACUAAAGACACGGAUGACCAUUUGUUGGAAAGAUAAAUGAGCAGGCCUUAAAAUAAGCUUAAAACCGUUUUAUUAAAUAUAGCUGGCCGAUAGUUAUUAAGUACAAAAGAUGGACUCCGUUUUUUAUGAUACACCCUGUAUAGGAUGAACAAUUAUAUAAAAAUACUAAUAUAGGGUGAACAAUUAUAUAAGGCCACAUGCAUGCGUGUGUUUCAUCAGGUAUAUUUGCCACAAGGUUCAUGAAUUAUUAAUGCAUAUUUUAAAUUAAGCAUAUAUCAGGGCCUCUUAAGCAUAUAUCAGGGCCUCCUCAAAAGGGAAACUUGUCUGGCCCCGAAAAAUUUUGUAUUUUUAAAUGUCGGGGGGCUUUAUUUUUUGCAUUUUCAGACAGAAUAUUUUAUAUGUUUUAUCCACUAGACAAAGAUUUGGUCAUGGGACUUCUUAAUUAACUAAGUUAUUCUUCCCUUUUUGCUUAUAUUGUAGACAGAAGAGACCUUCACUGGGGUAACUAACAUUCACAGUGGAAACUUCGAAUUAUCUCCUGACUAGUUGAUAUGAUGGCUGGGCUUGACUGAACAAAAACGCUUAAAAAUGUUCAAAACCAAAAAUCUGUUUGGCGCACAAGACAAAAUUAGAUACCUUUCUUAAUGCAUGCAUUUGCCAGUUGAGAAACAAAAAUAAUAUUGUCAAUUAAAGUCAUGUUUAAUAAACGAGCAGGAGUAGGUUUUAGACCUAAUAAAACACGACCUGCGAGUUUAUUAAACGACUUCAAACACGACUACAAAUUCAAUAGAUAUACUGCCUUAUUAGUAUUCUUCAUAUAAAGAAUACUAAUGAGGACAUGACUACAAUGGAUACUGUCUUAUUGUAUUCUUUAUAUAAAGAAUACAAAUUAGGAGUGUUUUAUCAGGUUUAAAACCACUGCACGUGACUUAUUAAGGUUGACAUGAUUUGGCAAUAAGCUUAUGAAUUAUUAAUGAGUGUUCGAAAUACAGCUCUAUCAAUGAUGCUUUAAUCCAGGUGAUCUCGUGUUCGUAUUUUAGCCAAUCAGCGCUCAGAAAGGGUUGUCCGAAUAGAAAUCCAUUUUGAUAAAUUCAGUCCAUUAAAUCUUUCGUUAUUCUUUAUGAAACUAGUUGAAAUUUUGUAAUUAUGUUUGGUUAUGAGAACUAUAGCUCUGACAAAAAUAUGGAAUCGAAAUAAAGUAUAUUACAGGAGAUAUUCAGUUGUUUUAAUCAUAAAAUGGAUUUCUAUUUGACAACUAGUGCCAGUACUUUUCCGCGUAUCAAGAUCAUCUGGAUUCAAAGUGAUGCCACAUUCACAGCAAUAUAAGCAAAAACAUCAUUAGACAUUAUUUAGACAUCAUUUUCUCCUUGGCGUGCCAUCUAAACUCUGAUCACUUUAACAUUAUUUUACAGAUAAACCACUUCGGAAAUAAAAUUUUUGAAUGUAGCCAUAACAGCAAGUUAUAUAUAGAGUGUUUGCACUCAUUCCCUAAGGACCAACUCAACAAAAGGCAUGGCGGCCAUGUUGGUGUUCCAGACAAAAGAGUCUAAUUAAAAUUAUUUUGAAUUGGAGCAUCAACAUGGCGGCUGUGACGUCAUGUGCAAACGCUCUAUUAUACUCGUUGGUUCUGAUCGCGUGUUGCGCAACAUACAGAAAAAUGUCCUCUUAAUAGUAAUCAAUUUUGUAUUUUCCAGGUCAAAGGACAUAAAGGUGUAUACCAGUUUCUAUCAAUACCUUACAGGACAAAAGGAUAUGAUCACGAAAUGAUGACCACCGGUACUUUUACCUCGUCACCUUUUCUGGGCUCAUCCGAACGCAGUUUAGUAGACUUUAAUGUGAUAACAUCAGACUGUAGUGACCGACAGCCAUAUUAUCGUGGAACAACCGCGGACGGUCGGGAUAACACGGAAAACAAUCGUGACAUUUCCGUAGACGAUUGUAAACAGACGGAGGAUACCUUCGAUAAAUCAAACGGGUAUUGUUCAAGAGAGAAAAGGUGGUCCGAUUAUUCUUUGUCGAGUGAUGGUAGCACAAAAAGUUUGGACGAACGUCAAGGAGAUUUCAAUACUAAUACUGAUACACGUAAUCAUAUGCCUGAACACAUGGCUUUUGUUUUUAAUGAUGAUGAUAAUGUGUGCAGGUGA